AUGAGUUUCGCGCUACGUUCAACAUCAAGUUCAUUUCAUAAUAAUGAACGUUUAAAACGAAAACGUCUUACAACGUCAACAUUAAACAGAUUUGCAUCAUUCAACGAAAAUAAAUCUUCAUCAGCUGAAAAUCGUCGUCGAUCAUUUCAAUUAACAGCAAAUUUAAUUGAAUUACUUGAAGACGAAGAAGACGAUAUUGACGAUAUUCAAGGAGUAUGCCACGAAUGUAACAUAUGUUCGAAAUUAUUUGCUAGUGAAUACGGUGUUAAUCAUCAUAUGAACAUGCAUCAUCCAAGUCAAUCAGUAUUAUGUUCACAUUGUCAUAUUACAUUUCGAUCACAUCGUUCACUUAAAACUCAUCAACAGCGACGUCAUUCAUCAAUACAAAACAAAUCAAACUUUAAAAACAAUCCAUCAUUACCUAAUUAUAGUUAUUUAUCAUCGUAUCUUGUUUUAGCGUUUUCAUCAAAACAAUUUCCAUUGAUAGCUAAAAAUGCUUGUGAACAACAACGCUUACCAUUAAGUUCUUUAUCAUCAAAAUUAUAUCCAUGUCAUUUAUGUUCUAUAUCUUUUCCAUGUGCACGUACAUUGAAAUAUCAUUUAUUAAAUAAACAUGAACAAUAUGAAUAUGAACAUUGUGAAAAAGUUCUUUCGGAUAUUAUUGUACAAGUUGAAUUUAAUCUGCGAACAGUAAAUGAUAAUAAUAAUAAUAAUAAUAAAAAUGAUGAUGACGAAAAUGAUAUUGAAGAAAUAAAAUUAAUCUUAUCUCAACAAGCAUCGAGCUUUGGUCUUAUUGAUAAACAGUUAUCGAAAAAAUUUCGUACUAUGAAAACAGAACAAAAUCAUCUCAUUUUUCCAAAGUGUCAACAUGAAAAUCGUACAUGUGCUAAUCUAUGUUUAAAAUAUCUUUCAUCAUAUAGUGAACUUAUAAAAAAUUAUCCGUAUGCAACUGCUAAAAUACCGAAAGGAAAUCCAUUUAGUCAAGGUUCAAUUGUAUCGAUAAUUACAUCACUGAAUAAUAUUUAUUCACAUGAAGCAUUGCCGAUAAAUGAUGCAAAUACAUCAAACGAUUUAUCUAAUGGCCGUCAAAAACGUAAAAGUAACAAAAAUACAGAUAAUUCUUUACCAUCGUCAUCAUCAUCAUCAUCGCCGUUAAAGAAAAAAAUUAACUCAAAUUUGACAAUAACAAAUUCUAAAUCAAACCGAAAUAAUUCAAAUAAUAAAUUGACUAUUAAGCAACAAGUCAAUCAAACGACAAAGAUAAAUGACGCAAAAAUUAAUUCCAUGGAACAGCCAUCGUUAACUACGGCUAUCACAUCUGCAUCAAGUGUACCAAGAAAAAUAUUACCAAAAGAUAAUUAUAUGCAUACAGCAUCCCUAUCAAGUAAUUCAUCAACAUCGACUCGAUCAUCAGCUACAAAGCUAUCAUCAUCGUCGGCACAGUUAACUCAAAGAACAACAAUCUCUUCACAGCGUUCAUCAAAGCGUAGUCUAUCACCAUCAGUAGCUAUUGCAACCGAAAACUUUCCACAGAAACGUCAUCAUACACGUCAACAGAAGCAAAACAUGAUAUUAUCAGCUUCUACAACCGUGAUCAAAAUAGAUGAUGAAGGAAAUGAUAUUGAACAAGAAAAUGGUGAUGAUGACGAUGACGAUGUAGUAGCGAUAGAAGUAGAAGACGUUCAACAACAGCAUCAAAAUAAACAACGACAUACAUCAGGUGGUUCAAUUGAAUAUGUGCACGCAUUAAAUAAUGAUCAGCAGUCAACGUCAGCGUCAUUAAAUAAUAUUGAAAAUCUAAAAUCAAAAUCUAAAAUACAUGACGAAGACAUUAUUAUAUGUCGAUCACCACCAUCUGCUCGGAAACCUAUAUCUUCUUCGAAUAAAAAAUCAUCAUCUGUAAACGGAAAUGGUACAAGAAAAUCAAGCAGUCAACAGUCACCACCGAGUGAUGAACAUGUUCGAGUUCGUUGCAAAAUAUGUGGUGAAAUACUUGAAGGUCGAAGUCGUUUUUCACAACACGUCAUAAAUAUGCAUUCAAAUCUUCUGAAGAAGAAUAUAACCGAAUCAAAACAACAAACUGCUGUAGUUCGGUGA
Messenger RNA from Rotaria socialis, 2097 nucleotides. The record is from the annotation of a GenBank genome assembly. NCBI's taxonomy places the organism in Eukaryota, Metazoa, Rotifera, Eurotatoria, Philodinida, Philodinidae.